GAAAAUGAUUUCCCAUUAAUAAGAUUGUCCAUUACUUUUGAGUCAGAGGAUAAUAUUUGCACUUGCUUAAAGUUAUUUAUUAAUCAGGAUAUCAGUGAUAUCUACAUCGGUGUGAAUUACAUAACAUUGAUUUAGUUACAGGUCUUCCAACCACAUUUUUCAACUUCUUAAAACUAACCAGCUCCUUUUUAGAACCGAGUUGGAGGAGGGGAAGGUCUUCCUGCCUUUCACAAGAAUUAAAUCAUCAGGUUACCUCUUCUUUGGGCUGUUUUUAUGUUGGCAUACAAAACUGUUGGAUUUUGAAGUCUAGCAGAGAAUUGCAUUUCAUUAUCCCUAUGAAAUGAUAUCUAAAUUUUGAAGUGGUUGUUAAAAAUCGUAAAAAUCAGCGUGCGUGUCCUUAAUAACAACUUUUGAAAAAAUGUUUCCCUUUUGCAAAAAGGACUUACCCUCCAAAGGCUCUGUAUUUCACACCUGUGUCUGAAGAUCUGCCAGCUUUGUCCUGGUCAGGCUCUAAAUUUUCAGAUGAUGGCUGAGGUGCUCCAGGUCAAGAGAAGAAACCGUUGGCUGGAGUGUAGGAGGUACAACAGCAGAGAGGAAAUGAAGUCAUGUGUGAGGUUAUGACAUCUAGUGAAAGCUGGAGGACCGGUAUUUAGACUAUUUAUGGAAGAGAAGGAAGAAGCUGUAAUUGUGGGAGGCUGGGGAAAGAGCAGUAUAGACAUGGAUCUGCUGAAGAACUGUCUUUUGGGUGAGAAAACUGGCCAAGGAGACGUUAUGGGGAUUGAGAUCAGGCUUGAGCCCAGAGGUGGCAAAGAGGGACUGGACCUGCUUGGGUGAACAAGGACAGAAAAGACAGGAAAUCCUGAAAGAAUGGGGGGAUAAGGAGAGAAUGAAGAAUUUGAAAUGAAAAUAUGGAAGUUGUAUUUCAUGGAGUCAUCAGAAACAGGGCUGUGUAUUUGAGUGGGUUAAACUGAUUGGGAUAAAACAGUCAGAGGAGUGGGAAUUCAGAAAGAAUAAGACAUUAAUAGGAAACUGUGACAAGAAACACUAGUUAGAAGGCAGAGGAGCUGGAAGAGCUCCUACAAGCAUAGACUAGAACUCUGAUAAUUUUUCCAACUGGCAAGUGUCAGUGAAAUCAAAUUAUAAAACUUACUCUUUUUUCUCCUGCAAAUGUUUUACAGCAGAGGAGGUGGCCAGAUGUUUCUGUUCUGAAGCAGUUAGGAAUAUUAGUGGUAAAAUCCAUAUGAGGGAGUUUUGCUGAGUUUUUUGUUUCUUUGACUUGGAGAGCUACACAGGUGUAAAAACUUAGCAGCAGCAGCUUUGGAAAAUGCCAGAAUGAAUGCUGAUUAAAAAACCUCACUGAGCCCCAUCCUCCAAAAAUCCAGUCUAACUUUUCCUUGCAGGGAUUGUUUUUGGAAAAUGCCCAGCCGGAGGUAUGCUGAUGGCGAGGUGGUGAUGGGCCGUUGGCCAGGAAGUGUCCUGUACUAUGAAGUACAAGUGACCAGUUAUGAUGAUGUUGCUCAUCUUUAUACUGUCAAGUACAAAGAUGGAACUGAACUUGCACUGAAAGAAAGUGAUAUAAGGUCUCAGUCGUCAUUCAAGCACAGGAAGAGCCAGUCUUCUUCAAGCUCUCCCUCCAGAAGAAGCACCAGCAGAUCACGAUCCAGGUCUCCUGGUCGGCCGGGGAGAGGGAGACGUCGUUCUACUUCCCAAAGCAGAGAACAUAAAGAUGACAAAAAGAAAACCAUUCAGGAAACCAGCUUAGCUCUACCAGCGAAGCCGAGUGAGAAUAACACCAAAAGGUACAACGGUGAACCUGAAAAUACGGAAAAAAAUGACACAUCCUGCAUAAUCUUGGAGCAAAAGUUAAAACCAGACCUGGAAGUAAAGCAUUUUGAACAGUACAGCCUGCGCUCAAGGAAAGAUGAAAAGAAGAAAGAAGAGAUAUAUUCAGAGAAAAAGAUUUUUACGGCAUUAAAACCAAUUGAGAAAGCACCGUCAAAAACAAAGGAGCUGGAGUUUGGGGGAAGAAUUGGGACCUUCAUGAUGAUGUUUCUCCUGCCUGCUACUGUAUUGUACUUGCUGUUGAUGUGUAAACAAGAUGACCCCAGUCUUAUGAACUUCCCUCCUCUCCCAGCACUUGAAAGUCUUUGGGAGACGAGGGUGUUUGGUAUUUUUCUCCUGUGGUUUUUCCUUCAAGCUCUGUUCUACUUGCUGCCAAUUGGAAAGGUUGUAGAAGGCCUGCCUCUUUCAAAUGGAAAGAAACUACAGUACCGGAUAAAUGGGUUUUAUGCUUUUAUUUUCACUGCUGCAGCUAUUGGAAUUUUAUUAUACUUUCAGUUUGAACUUCAUUAUUUGUAUGAUCACUUCAUGCAGUUUGCAGUGUCAGCUGCAGCUUUUUCUUUGGCACUGAGCAUUUAUCUGUAUGUUCGGUCCCUGAAAGCACCCGAGGAAGAACUAGCACCAAGUGGAAAUUCUGGGUAUUUCAUUUAUGAUUUUUUCACUGGACAUGAAUUAAACCCUCGUAUUGGCAAUUUUGACCUCAAAUACUUCUGUGAGUUGCGUCCAGGAUUAAUUGGCUGGGUUGUUAUAAACUUGGCAAUGCUCUUGGCUGAGAUGAAGAUACACAAUCUGAGUAUGCCAUCCCUGUCAAUGAUACUUGUGAACAGCUUUCAGCUUCUGUAUGUGGUGGAUGCUCUUUGGAACGAGGAAGCCGUUUUGACUACAAUGGAUAUCACCCAUGAUGGAUUUGGAUUCAUGCUGGCAUUUGGAGAUUUGGUGUGGGUUCCAUUUGUCUACAGUCUGCAGGCCUUCUAUUUAGUGGGUCAUCCUACUGUGAUUUCUUGGCCUGUUGCUGCCGCAAUUACUGUUGUGAACUGUAUUGGGUAUUACAUAUUCCGUAGUGCAAAUUCUCAGAAAAAUAAUUUCCGAAGGAAUCCCGCAGAUCCCAAAUUGGCCAAUCUGAAAUUUAUACCCACUGCAACUGGAAAAGGGCUUCUUGUCACGGGUUGGUGGGGUUUCGUUCGUCACCCGAAUUAUCUCGGUGAUAUCAUCAUGGCUCUAGCAUGGUCCCUACCUUGUGGUUUUAACCACAUUUUGCCGUAUUUCUACGUGAUAUAUUUCAUCUGCUUGCUUGUUCAUCGAGAAGCUCGUGAUGAACAUCAUUGUAAGCAAAAAUAUGGCUUGGCAUGGGAAAGGUAUUGCCAGCGUGUACCAUACCGCAUAUUUCCUUACAUCUACUAGAGCACUCCAGAUUCCUGAUUGGAAAGUUACUUCUAAAGUUAGUUUCCUUGCAGAUAAAAUAUACCUCUUACCUUUGCACUUGGUCAUUUGUCAUUUAGGCUUUUAAAAAAAAAAAAAAAAAAAAAAAAAAGGCCAAACUUUGGAGUGCGUCAAAGGUAUUUACAAGUAAGCUUAAAUACAUGAGUUAUGUGAACUGACUGGCUGUGACUUCAAUUCUUAAAAUAUUGUGAAUUUUAAAAACUCUUGGAGCCCUAAUUUUUCAAGCUAAAUUUUAUCUAGAAUUCCGAGUUUACAUUUUUUUUUUUAUUGCGUUUAAUUAAGCACUGUGAUGUAAAGUAUAUUAUUUUCUUAAUACAAUAAAUGCUGAAAUUCCAUCCAGUUUAUUUUUUGGUGUUACUUGUACCAUCUGACUUCAGAUGUCCAAUUUAGUUGCCUGAAUUGGAGGAGCAGCAGGGUCUUUUUUGGUCAGCGAGCUGGCAGCAGAGGAUUUGACCCACAUGAGGGGCCUGCAGCCCCGGGCCUAGAGCUGGCAUAGCUCAACUAGGUGGUUGUUCCCCUCCUGGCUUUUCAUUAAUGGGAUUUUUUUUGGUCAGGGAGGCUCAGGUGACUCCUCCUGCCCUGCACCUGCAGGAGGGACUGAGGGAUGUAGAACUGGGAGAAGGGAAGGGGCACAGCUGUCCCCUCCUCCAGUCCCAUUCUUGAGGCAGUUUCAGCACAGGCUGAGGGGAGCUCUGAAGCUGCUGCCUGGCAGUGCCCCUGGCCCUGGAUGGAAACCAUGCUUCUGGCUCAGACUCCUGAAAGUAGAUGAUACAAACACUUGCUUUGGCUGUGGGCAGAGCUGUGGAAGUGAGCAGUGAACCCUCGUCCUGCCUCUAGCAUUGAACAGGGGGUAGCAAAAGUGUGCAGUGAAUGCACAUUAGGCAGAAAAGGAUCAAAUGACCACAGUCAGCUUAUUCUGAUCUUUGUAAAUUAUGUCUUAAUGUACCAUAGCGUUUACCAAGUAUGUAUAAUAAAGCCUCCACGUUUUUUCUGUACAGUGUUUGGGUUUGAAAAUGCAACAGCUUUUUUAGAAACAGAAGAAAUCAGUAACUAAGCCAAUUUCCAGUAAUUUUUAAAAAAAAUGUUCAUUGAAAAAAGGUUUUUGUAAAUUAAUGUUGUAGUUCUUGAAACAAUUGAGGUGUUCAUUUAAAUAUUUGUAUUGACAGAUAUGCUAUGAAAAUAUAGGAAUUGCUCCUCAAUCCAAAGUUGUUGGUUUUUUUUAAUUUGGCAUUGCUACCUCAUAUGUAGGUGUUGCCUUUUGUACUGUUGCAGAUAGAGAAAUAGCUAUUUUUUUGCUAUUGCUAUUUAAAACAACAUUUUUUACAUGAGCCUGUGGUUAAACUCAACCACUUUCUAAUAUAUUUUUGUAUAUAUUUGACUUUUUGACUAAUGUAUGUGUUCUGGUCACUAGUUGUGUUCUUUGUCUAACUGGCUGUAAAUGAGAUGCCCUUCUGGUAUUUACUUCAAAAGUAGAAUAAUUUUACUGAAAUACUCUUGCAUUAAUUAAGUAGCUUCUAUUCUAUUGUCACAAGUAAGAGCUUUUCGCAUACUUCGCACGUGAGGUUUAUAGCACAAAUUGCCCUAAAAAGCAUAUUAGAAUAUUAAAUAUAGUGCAGGUACCUCUGCACUUGCUUGCAGGAUUGUUCCGAAUGAAUUGGAAUGUUAUUUAUCAAUUUUUUUUAAAAAUUCUUCUAAAAUAUUGAUGUAAUUGAAAUCUAGCAUGUGAUUUCUUUUGAAAAUAAAAUAACCCUCUAUUUUGUACAUGGGCAUUUUUUAAAGAUAAUUGUACAAUUGAACUGUAUAUAAUGUAGCUUGAUUGUUGGUGUUGUAAGGAAAAUGUUUUAAGACAAGUACUUUGCUUGCUGGCAGCAAAUAGCAGUGCCUGUAACAAGACUCAAAAGAAUUUAGUUCUGUGAAGUAGCAGAUUAAACUGGGAUGCUUUUUUCAAUCAGUUCUGAGUGAAUUUAUGGGAAAUAGAGAAAUCAUUAAAUGGCACUGGUUUGCAGGUAGUGUUUUAAAAUGUACUGAAGCGAGUGGGGACAGUUCAACUUCUCAGUCUGUAAACUCAGAGAUGCUCCUGCUGUCCCAGUUUUAUCUGUUGCCAUGCAAGUUGUUUAAAAUGCCAUUUGGAGCCCUUGUCUUUCAGAAAUGGAUCAUGACCAAUGACAACUUCAGUUUAUUUACAUGUUGAAUUUUAUGUGAAUUUGAUUUUGAAGUAACUGGUUUUAAUACAAACAAGCCUUUGAACUAAAAUAAAGGUUUUGCUUAAAA
Chiroxiphia lanceolata (lance-tailed manakin) is the source of this 5550-nucleotide messenger RNA. It is a transcript of the gene LBR, whose product is annotated as lamin B receptor. NCBI's taxonomy places the organism in Eukaryota, Metazoa, Chordata, Aves, Passeriformes, Pipridae. Gene Ontology annotation, biological process: sterol biosynthetic process. Gene Ontology annotation, molecular function: oxidoreductase activity, acting on the CH-CH group of donors, NAD or NADP as acceptor. The transcript is spliced from 14 exons. Gene Ontology annotation, cellular component: nuclear inner membrane. The record is from RefSeq and is a predicted model, not a curated record. Bases 1417 to 3240 code for a protein of 607 amino acids.